AUGCUCAGGAAUCCGGCUCUGGUCUCUCAAAUACGUCUUGCUGCGGCUAAUCAACGAAAAAGCCGCGAAGUUCAGUUGCUCAGAAAGCGAGAAAAGAUCUUCCAAAAACCGCCAAAAGGACCCGUCAACAACCGAUUGAUCCAAGAACUUCCAGAAUACAACGAUCGAGUUUCCAUCGUCGGCCACAAUCGCCGCCCUGGCCGCCCCAAAUUCUACUCGCCAGCGAAGAUUGAAAAACUCAUGGAAAAUGACGAUUUGAGAACGAGGGAAAUCGAGACGCUUUUUGAAAAUGAAUGGAGAGACAAAGAUCCCUACAAUUAUCCGCUUUUUGAUGUUCGAAAGUAA
Oikopleura dioica is the source of this 345-nucleotide messenger RNA. Lineage: Eukaryota; Metazoa; Chordata; Appendicularia; Copelata; Oikopleuridae. The record is from the annotation of a GenBank genome assembly.